Molecule: messenger RNA, 2977 nt
Organism: Morus notabilis
Lineage: Eukaryota; Viridiplantae; Streptophyta; Magnoliopsida; Rosales; Moraceae
Product: mechanosensitive ion channel protein 2, chloroplastic
Exons: 14
Coding region: 495-2720 (741 amino acids)
Biological process (GO): transmembrane transport
Cellular component (GO): membrane
Source: RefSeq, a predicted model, not a curated record
GCUUUUGGCUUCUCAAACAAACGGAGCCUAUGUGGUGCACAGUAAAACGAAUCAUUUUCUCCUCCUCUAGUCUCGUCGCCUCCGCUGCAAAAAAAAAAAAUAUAUAUAUAACGCAUAUUUCUUAAAUUAGAAAAAAAAAGAAGCUAAAAACCAGCCUACUUUCUCCAAAAGAAAUCAAGGCAAAAAAAAAAAAAAAAAAAAUUCCGCAGCCUGGGAUUUUCGGCUUCUUCGCUAUUUUCAUCUACAGAAGUAUUGCUCUGAGCCCUAAUUUCGGCCUAUAAUCAUUAAUUGGCCCGACCAAGUUCUGGGGUUGUGAGGUUUUCAAAGACUGGUUUUGCAGUUUUUCAACAUUGCGAGAGAUAGCUGGUCUUAAUUCUUUAGUGGAAUUUUGAUUUUAUGGUGUUAGAGUUGGCUAAGUGCUAAAACGUAUAAGUGUGAUCUUGUGAUCUUAUGCUGCUGCUGGUGCCUUCAGACCUGCCAGUUGCAAUCCAGUAAUGGUUCUUGCUGGUUCAUUGCAAUUGUCUUAUGGACUUGGACUCUGCAAGAACCAGGAAUGCAAAAAACAAUUUAAGAGUCGAACAGGAAGAUCCAAGUUACAUUUAUGUGGUUCCGCCCUUUCUUCACGUAUUUUGUUUCAGCGACAGGAUUCUUUGAGUAUCCAUUUGUCAAACAUUUUGUACAAGCCUAGACAUGCUUUACCUUACAGACACAAUGGCUUCAAGUGCCAUUCGUUUCUGUCAUCAGGACAGCCACUGGAACUUCCCCGGUUAAUUAAGUCAGCUGCUGUAGCAUUAACCAGGUCCUUUAAUAUUUUACAAUGCAGUCCUCUAUUGCCCAAAUUGGCCAUAGCUUCUGGAAUCACUAUUUUUGCUGUUUGGGGUCUGGUGCCACUUGUGCGUCUGGCCCGAAACCAGAUCCUUCAUAAGAAUGAUAAUAGUUGGAAAAAGAGUAACACAUAUCACAUUGUGAUGUCAUAUGUCCAACCUUUGCUGCUAUGGAUGGCAGCAAUACUCAUUUGCAGGGCAUUGGAUCCAGUUAUUUUACCUACAGAAGCUGGUCAGGUUGUUAAACAAAGGCUUCUGAACUUUGUGAGAGCGUUAUCAACUGUGCUUGCCUUUGCCUAUUGUCUGUCAAGUGUUAUUCAACAAGCACAGAAGUUCUUCAUGGAGACCAAUGACACUAGUGAUACCAGAAAUAUGGGAUUCCAAUUUGCUGGAAAAGCUGUAUACUCUGCUGUCUGGAUUGCUGCAUUUUCAUUAUUUAUGGAAUUGCUGGGUUUCUCCACCCAGAAAUGGGUUACUGCAGGAGGUCUUGGGACAGUAUUGUUGACUCUUGCCGGUCGUGAGAUAUUUACAAAUUUCCUUUCAAGUGCCAUGAUUCAUGCAACUCGGCCUUUUGUUGUCAACGAAUGGAUUCAAACAAAGAUUGAAGGAUAUGAAGUUUCUGGCACUGUUGAGCAUGUGGGAUGGUGGUCACCAACAAUUGUUAGAGGUGAAGAUCGUGAAGCAGUUCAUAUUCCAAACCACAAAUUUACAGUGAAUGUUGUCAGGAAUCUCAGUCAAAAGACUCACUGGCGUAUCAAAACACACCUUGCUAUUAGUCACUUGGACGUCCAUAAGAUAAAUAAUAUUGUUGCCGACAUGCGCAAAGUCUUGGCAAAGAAUCCUCAAGUUGAGCAGCAGAGAUUGCAUAGAAGAGUGUUUCUAGAGAAUAUUAAUCCUGAAAAUCAGGCUCUUCUGGUCUUAGUCUCCUGCUUUGUGAAGACCUCACAUUUUGAAGAGUAUCUAUGUGUCAAGGAAGCUAUACUGUUGGAUCUUCUUAGAGUCAUCAGCCAUCACCGGGCCAGACUUGCCACCCCAAUUCGUACGGUUCAGAAAAUAUAUAGUGAUGCCGACUUAGAGAAUGUGCCGUUUGCAGAUUCGAUAUACAGUCGUGGUGGAGUUUCUAAUCGCCCGUUGUUGCUGAUUGAGCCGCUGUACAAAAUUAAUGGAGAAGAUAAAACAAAAAACCGUAGUGCACGCCCAAAUGGAGAACGAGAUGGAAAGACUACAGCACGGCCAUCAUCUGAUAACAAGAUAGAUGCCAAGGUUGGAGUACCGCCCGCGUUGGACUCCAAGACAAAAGAAACACCACCAUCUGACAACAAAGGAGAUGCCAAGACUGGAGGAACAACAAAUUCUGAUGCCAAAACUGUGGCAGUUUCUACCGCUGAUCCCAAAAUUAGUGACAAGGUAGUGGCUAAAUCUGCCACCAAGACAGAAUCUAAAGUCACGGAAGCUGAUUCUGUAUCUGACAAUGGAGCAAGGGUCUCAUUAUUGGAUACUUCAACUAAAAAGAGUCCAACUAGCAAGCAGCCUAAGAAUGCCAGUUUAGGGAAUCAGAAGAACACUAACAAUUCUACAUCGUCAACAUCAGAAAUUGGUGCCGAGAAACAUGCGGGGUUUUCAACUGCUGCUCAGGUGAAAUUAGAAACUGAAAGAACAGCAGUUCCCAAGCAGCCGAUGUCGAAGCCUGUGCUGGAAGAGAAUAUAGUGCUUGGUGUUGCAUUGGAGGGAUCAAAGAGAACACUUCCUAUUGAGGAGGGCACAAUUUCGCCUCCAGCUCAUGCAGAGGUUACAGAAUUGGCUGCACGCCGGAGUGGACAAGGGUCUCCGACUUCUGAUAAGGAUAACAAAGAAGGCCGAAUCCCGUCUUCUCCAAGUUCAACUUCUGUUGAUUAGUGAGACCGUUUAGAAAGAUUAGCUUUUUUCACACUCUGCUAACUCUCUCGUAUAAGAAACUCCUAGCGAAGGUUUCCUUUUCUCGCUGCAACAUGUACACUGUACAUUGUCACACCAUACUUCUCAUUUCUGAUGAUUUUCUGUCUGUCUUUUGCGUUUGUUGGUCUGCUUCAUUGACCAACAGACAACAUGUGAAACGGAAAUGUAAACUUUUUGCCAGAUUUGAGUGGAGGUAAUUUUUAAAAAUUUGAUGACUA